GAAUAUGAUGAAUAUGAAUGAUGACCAUUAUGACCAUUAUGAUGAUUAUUGGAAAUUUUCAUCAAUAAAAAUGUCAUUAGAAUCUAGAUGUUUAUGGCAUGAAUUUAAUAAAAUUGGUAAUGAAAUGAUUGUAACAAAAGCUGGCCGUCGUCCAUUUCCAACAUUUCAGAUUCGUUUGAAAGGAAUGAAUCCUGAUGCUGAUUACAUUUUAAUGAUGGAUUUCCUUUUGGCCGAUGAUAAACGUUAUCGUUAUGCAUUUCACAACUCAAGUUGGAUAAUUGCCGGACAAGCUGAUUCUAGUGGACCACCAAGAAUACAUGUUCAUCAAGAUUCAUCAGCCAAAGGCGGUCAAUGGAUGAGACAGACAAUUGCAUUUGAUCGUCUUAAAUUUACAAAUAAUCCUUUGGAUGAUAAUGGUCAUAUAAUUCUCAAUUCAAUGCAUCGAUAUCAACCACGAUUUCAUGUAAUUGGUUGUGAGCAGCCAACAACAACAACAACAACAAAUGAUCAACAAACAUCAAAAUAUCAUCAUCAUCAUCAUCAUCAUCAUAAAAGAAAUUUUCGAACAUUUAUUUUCAAUGAAACUCAAUUUAUUGCUGUAACUGCAUAUCAAAAUCAUAGGAUAACACAAUUAAAAAUAGCUAGUAAUCCAUUUGCAAAAGGAUUUCGUCAACACCAACAACAAAAACAGCAGCAACAACAAACUGAUGAUAUGACCAUAACUAGAUUAGCUUAA
This is a messenger RNA of Dermatophagoides farinae (American house dust mite), 736 nucleotides long. RefSeq names its product T-box transcription factor TBX1. Gene Ontology annotation, molecular function: DNA-binding transcription factor activity, RNA polymerase II-specific; RNA polymerase II cis-regulatory region sequence-specific DNA binding. Gene Ontology annotation, cellular component: nucleus; chromatin. Gene Ontology annotation, biological process: positive regulation of DNA-templated transcription; cell fate specification; regulation of transcription by RNA polymerase II. NCBI's taxonomy places the organism in Eukaryota, Metazoa, Arthropoda, Arachnida, Sarcoptiformes, Pyroglyphidae. The record is from RefSeq and is a predicted model, not a curated record.